GGGUUAGAUUUUAAUAUUUACUUACUUUAAUUUGUCUAAAUAGUUUUAAUUUUUUAAGUUGGGUAAUUACGCAUUUUAUCGAAGUUUUGCAAAAUCAACAUUAGCAUUUGUCGAAGAGUGACAUAAAAGAAAAUGAGAUUUAAAUAAUUUUUUGUUGCAUCCAAGGAUUGCUUUCAAUUUUAGUUUAAUAGAAAUUUAUAGAAAUUUAAUGAAAAGAAAAUCACAUAAAAUUUGCUUGCGCACAUGUAACAUUAUGCAUAACAAACCAACCAAGUAAGACUGUUCAAUAAAGAUAUGUGAACUAUUACGAACUAUUCAAAAUUCAAAUUAGAUUUCGUACUAGAUUUAAAUAUAAAUUCAAAUUAUUCAAAAAUUUCGAAUUUAAAUAGUUCGAAUAUAAAUUAUAUAAUUAUAUAAUUAAUGUAGUUGACAAUUUUAUAGAGUUAUUUGAAAUGAUAAUAUAUAAUAUUUUUCUUGUUUAAGUAUUCUUUCAUUAUAUUUAUGUCUUAAAAUUGAAUUUAACAAUAAUUAUAUUCUUAAUUGAAAAUUGUUUUAAUAAUUUAAUUCGCUUUGAUUCAAAUAAAAUUUUGUCGAUUUGAUUCUAUUUGGCAUCAAAAAAUUUUGAUUCGCACAUUUCUACCGUUCAAAUGAACACGUAAUUAUUUUAUGUAUCAUUCGACAGAAAACAAAAAUGGAGAUUAUGGAAGAUGGGAAUUUAGUCGAUCGUGUAAGAAUUUUGUUGCAACGGGAUAUGCAAUAUUACCAGGAGAUGCAAACAGUUUUGAGAGAACCUCUCUGUAUUCGAAUCAGCGGUGGUAAGCUCGAUUUUCCCCGACACGCCUCAUUCGCCGCAAUUAAGAUCGUCACUUGGUGGGAAGCGGAUUUCGUAGCCGCUUUUAAACGCGCUUCCGGUUUGAGUUCUGCCGGAAACGGAAAUGCGUCCAGCAUUGACAGCGAAGAUGGUGCUAUUAAACGGAUUCACCCAUCUGAAUUUAUCCUGCUCGUUGUCGACACCGCUGAGCAAUUGCUAGAACAUCUGCACAUGUUGAUUCAGGAAUCCUUGGAUCACGCCGAUCUCACUGUGCUCACCGCUACUUUGGGGGCAGCGGCAUUGAUACGUAACUGUUUGUGGUGUUACAAUCAACAAGCAAAAGGAACAAUCUCUUCUCAAUCAAGCGAAAAGAUUAAUAAGUCUCACAAAGCAUUCCACGAAAUGGCCGAAGCCGUGGCAGAGAGGUUGCUCGAUCUACACUGUCGAUUAAUCUCCUUAUACAUUCUCAAUGAGGCAGACUCUCUCAGCUGGCACAGCAACAAACCAUUCUUUGAAAGGGAGCGAUGCUCCUACGUUAUACAGAUGUGGUGGCUGUAUAUGCAAGGUACUAAGGCGGAUUUAUGGAACACAGUCUCGCCUAAGAUGGCACAGCGCGUAUUUUCAGAGAUGCUAAAUGAAUCUCUGUCUAUCAUAACUACGCGAUUCAUUCACGGGCGACCGACACUGGCACGGUCCGAACAGUUUUGGUCGGACGCCUUUAACGUGCUUUGCUGCACAGGCUAUCUCGCUUUAGGUGCCUGUGUCGACAGCGACGGAAUGAUUGGAGCACGUUCGAACAACUUGCCCACAGUGAUAAGAGAUAUACAUGCAAAAUGUAAUGAACUGUUGAUCUGUUUGUUGCUUAGAGGCACACCUCUCAAAGAAUUGUAUCAGAUCUUUCGACACGGAUUAGAAAAUCUGACAAUUCUGCGGCCUCGACGUGGUCCUGCUCCUUGGCUGUUGAUAUGCGCUCCAAAUUUAUUAGGAUUAAGUGCGAUUGAUUCUCUCGCUGACAUUAUAACGUUAUCCGAGGAUAAAGUUGUCAUUCUUGAGUUGAACGUUUUGAGGCAUCAGCCUCAACCUAACUGGCCUCAAUUGAUGAAGGUAAUAUCGAUGAGCAAUUACACUGUGGCUAGGAUGUUGCUGAAGACCUUAGUACGGCAGAACGUGGGCGUUACAUGCGUAGAUGACAGCGACAUAGCUGACAAAUCGAAGAAAGGCGAAAAAAGUUGCAGCGGUUUCUUAUGCAGCGGGUCGGCGUGCGACAAAGCUCUAAAAAUAACUUCGGCUCUGGCAUUAUACAGCUUAUUUCACGUAUUGGUGAUAACCGUUAAUGAACCGGAGCACGUAAUUAUACCGGCGCUAAAGCAAGAUCCAAACUGGUUCAUUUAUUUGGAUAGACAACAGGUUUGGAAUCAGUCGCGGCCACCCUGGCUCAAUGCGCUGAUAAAGCCGCUGAAGACCAUGAUGCAGCCGGUGGCCGAGGUGCUUUUGGAGGCCGCGAAAACAGGUGCCAGUAUAUAUCAAGCCAUGUCCCUUGCGAUUGGCUGCUUCGCCGAGUUAUACGUGACCGCCUUGACUCCAGUUUUACGCGCCGCGUUCGCGUUAAACGACAACAUCCCCGCGCACUGUCGGCCGAUCGGUGGCAACGUGUUGCUCCAGGUUUUGUGCGCCGCUCUGUACUCUACCCUUCUGGACGUGUCCGCGAAGGGCAGGAACGAAUCCCAUGGUACAUCGGUUUCCGGGGACACGUGCUGCGAGCUGAGUCCGUUCAAUCCCUACGACAGAUCUACCGCCGCAACGGCGCUCGCUGAAGCGAUUUGCAGCAUCGACGAGGACAAUAAGCACACGUCGCAGAUAGACGCCUUCGUGUUUCUUGUAGAGAACAGCCUCAAGAAGGAGAAUCAGAAUCCGAGAAACGGCGAAUUACAGAACAUGGCUUGCGUCAUCGAGACUUAUACGGACGAAUUGUUGUUCACGAAUAUCGGGCGACGUUCUUUAAAAAUUGCAUACGAGUAUCUAGUUCGAGCGUCCGACUGGGUAUUAGACAAUUUACGUCGCAGCGAGGAGAGCAAGCAGAUAGAUUUUCUCAAUCUGCCGGACAUCUCGCCCAUCGUGAAACCUCUCACACAUAUAAUGUUUCAUAUCGAGGACACGUGCUUUGAUCAAUUUAUGACUAAUUACGAGAAAACGAAUUGGUCAAAGGCAUUAACGAUGCCUCUGUCAAUUACUUUGGAGCGUGUACGAAGUCAGGUUCUCCUAAGACCGGAAUUCAAGAACGUCGGGGAUCUAAGUCGUGAAGAUAAAGAAGUGGUGCAAUCCAUCAAAAGAAUUUGCUCGUUUGUCAGGUCAGCACAUUUUAAAUAAGUCAUUUGCACGCGUAAUGUUCAGCAAUAUAUCCUGUAAUUUAUCCGAUAGACUCAAAUGUUAAUUCUAUGUUAUACAUCGAUAUAAUCAAAUAUGUACAUUCGUCCAAUAAAAUAACGGAUCCUCGGAAAUAUUACAUAGAGAGACGUUUUUUCCUAUAAAAUAUUUUGCUGGCAUUUAUAGCUUUCGAAAAUAUCUUGGUAAAAUGUAGCCUGCAUUUUUUACAUUUUACAUAAUGCAUUUAGAAAUAAACGGUCGCCAAUUUCUUUUCGCGGUAAAGUUCAUAUAAACUACUUUUCCGUCAUCGAAAGUUUUUAAUCCCAAUUUUAUUGUCUGAAAGUUUUUGCGGUCUUUUUAAUCUAUCUAAAAGAGAGAAAAUCCUUUUAGCGACAUGAAUUAAGCGUUUCUUCGUUCUUCUCCUAUUCUUUUCCCAUUAUUUAAAUUAUUGCCGCCAUUAAUACCAAAACUUUACUACGUCAAACUGCCAUUAUUUUAUUAACAACUAACACGAUUGCGUUGCUACUCAUAGGUGAUACAUUCAUUGAAUAUAUUCACCGAAUAUAUCCAUGAAAAGUGUUCUGCCAUGGGAUUCACAUGGGAGUUCAAGAAUUUUCUAGAACACGUUUACUGCAGAGGAAUAAAUGUGACACAAUGUUACAUAAUAAUUUAUUUUUAAUUUUGCAAAUUGACAUAUCGACAUACUUGAGACGCGACUCUCUUUUUGUGGCGAAUAACUAAUAUCGAUGAACAAUCCACAUUUUGCAUCAAAGUUUUGCGAUCGAUGCCCAUUACGCAUGAAAAUUUUAAAUUGUUAUAUCAUAUAGUUUCCAAUAUAUAUGUAUACAUUAUGAGAACGUUCUAUUUGACCACAUUGCGUUUAAUUCAUAGCCACUCACAAUUAUCGAUGCUUAGGGUUUUUUCGCUGAAUUAACCAAUCAGAAAAUU
Monomorium pharaonis (pharaoh ant) is the source of this 4123-nucleotide messenger RNA. RefSeq lists its product as uncharacterized. The transcript has 13 exons. Lineage: Eukaryota; Metazoa; Arthropoda; Insecta; Hymenoptera; Formicidae. The record is from RefSeq and is a predicted model, not a curated record. The coding region runs from base 692 to 3178 and encodes 828 amino acids.